AAAAAGAAUCAAAAGAGAAAUGACUGAAAAAACUUAUCAAGUUGUUGUUAUUGGAGAAGGAAGUGUUGGUAAAUCAGCACUUUGUUUAUUGUUUGUUAAAGGAGAAUUUAAUAUUGAAUAUAAUCCAACAAUCGAAGACUCUUAUUCAAUUGAUGUUAAAGUUGGAGACCAAACAGUAAAAAUGUCAAUUAUUGAUACAGCUGGUCAAGAAGAAUAUAUUUCAUUAAGAGAACAAUAUUAUAUUAAAGGAGAUGGAUUUGUCUUAGUUUAUAGUAUUGAUAAUAAAAAUAGUUUCCAUGCUCUUAAGAAUCAUCGUGAUAGUAUUCUUGGUUUAAGAACUGGUCGUAAAACAAUUAUGGUUAUGGCAGGAAAUAAAUGCGAUUUAGAAGAACAAAGACAAAUUCCAAAUGAAGAAGCAAAGAAAUUGGCUGAAGAAUGGAAAAUUCCAUUCUUUGAAACUUCAGCUCAAAAUAAUAUUAACGUAACUGAACUUUUUAAUUCUAUCGCUAGUGAACUCCUUAAAAGUUCACAAGAAGAAACUGCUGCUACACCUUCAACAACUGCUCCAUCUCAAACACAACAAGAAUCUCAAAGUAAUAGUGAAGAUAAUAAAAAAUCAAAGAAAGAAAAGAAGAAAGGAAAAUGUAUUCUUUUCUAAAUAAAUCAAUGUUUUGAUC
Molecule: messenger RNA, 677 nt
Organism: Entamoeba histolytica HM-1:IMSS
Lineage: Eukaryota; Evosea; Mastigamoebida; Endamoebidae
Product: Ras family GTPase
Exons: 1
Coding region: 20-658 (212 amino acids)
Biological process (GO): Ras protein signal transduction
Cellular component (GO): plasma membrane
Molecular function (GO): GTPase activity; GDP binding; GTP binding
Source: RefSeq, a predicted model, not a curated record